AUGCUUACUAGUGUUUGGAGAUGGGUUAGCAGACAGAAUACUGCACAGGAGGAUUUGAAAAUGUUUUUUGAAGAGACAACAAAUAUGUGCUUUGACGAGUGUGUAAAAGCCUCCAAAUAUCAGUUUAUGGGAAAACCGGCAGGUAGUCUAUCGAAAAAAGAACAGGCAUGUGUAAAAAGCUGCACACUUAAGAAAAUAAAGCUAUUUCUUGAGGUAGAGGAUGCUAUAUUAAAGAAAGUUCACCCCAUUAAAUAA
This is a messenger RNA of Nematocida ausubeli, 255 nucleotides long. RefSeq lists its product as uncharacterized. The transcript has a single exon. Lineage: Eukaryota; Fungi; Microsporidia. The record is from RefSeq and is a predicted model, not a curated record. The coding region runs from base 1 to 255 and encodes 84 amino acids.